Molecule: messenger RNA, 1419 nt
Organism: Metarhizium brunneum ARSEF 3297
Lineage: Eukaryota; Fungi; Ascomycota; Sordariomycetes; Hypocreales; Clavicipitaceae
Source: RefSeq, a predicted model, not a curated record
AUGUUGAAGAAGAUCGUACUAGCCGGUCUAGUCUCUUUUUCCAGCGCCCACAUUAAAUUGAGAGCACCUGUUCCAUUCGAAUUUCCUGACCCUGCGCAUUCGCUGGAUCCCCUCCUGCCCGAUGGCACUGAUUUCCCUUGCAAGAACGCCAGAUACGACGCUCCGACUUCAGGUAAUGAGUUUGCUCAGGGCAGCGAACAGACGCUCAAGUUCAUUGGUAGUGUUGUCCAUGGUGGUGGUUCGUGUCAAGUGUCUAUUACGACUGAUCUGAAGCCGAGUAAAAACUCUGUUUGGAAGGUCAUCAAGUCCAUUGAAGGUGGAUGUCCUGCCAAAAACUUAUCGACCAACAUCUUGCCGCUCAACCCCAACCUUGAAACCCCCUUUGAAUAUUCUUACACCAUCCCAAAGGACCUCGCCGCCGGCAAAUAUACCCUUGCUUGGACUUGGUUUAAUAAAAUUGGCAACCGAGAGAUGUACAUGAACUGUGCUCCGAUCAGCGUUACCGGCUCUGGCGGUUCCAAGGAUGCCUUGGGAACCUUGCCUGAUAUGUUCGUCGCCAAUACCGGGAAUGGCUGUGGAACCUUGGGAAACACAGAUUUGAAGUUCCCUAAUCCCGGAAAGGAUCUUGAUCAAUUCGGCCAGCAAACCCCAGCUGCUUUGACGGCGGCGACGGGCAACUGCGCUGCCGCCAGUGGUCCGCAGCCGACUGGUGGUGCCCAGCCGACGGGUGCUCCUCAGCCUACUUCUGCUCCUCAACCUACGUCUUCUGCAGGCGUUGCCCCUCCCGCCGACCCCAACGGGACGAUCCCUGGAGGAGUUUUCAUCACCAAGAGCCAAGGACAACAAGCCGGUCAACCUUCUGUGACAAGCCAGCCACAGGCUAGCCAAUCUGAUGACACAUGUGACGAAGAAGUCAGUCAACCUGCUGUCACAAGCCAGGCACAGGCAAGCCAACCUGCCAUCACUAGCCAGGUACAGACGAGCCAACCUGCUGUCACUAGCCAGGCACAGGCGAGCCAAUCUUCUGUCACAUGCGAAGAAGAAGCCAGUCAACCUGCUGUCACAAGCCAGGCACAGGCGAGCCAACCUGCCGUUACAACCCAGGCACAGGCUAGCCAACCUGAUGUGACAAACCAGGUGCCUGUUCCUACCACUGCCGGCGGCGCUCCUCCCGCGACCAACGGGACUGUUGGCGGUGACGCGGGGGCUUUCGCUACUGGCACCGCUUGCAGUACUGAAGGGAUGUGGAAUUGUAUCGGCGGAAACUCAUUCCAGCGCUGUGGCGGCGGCCAGUGGUCUGCUACCCAGGGGGUGGCAGCCGGAACCAAGUGCUCCCCUGGGCAGUCACCGGAACUUAAAAUGGAUACCGUGCAGGGAAACAAGCGCAGUUUUCGCCGCCGCAUGCGCUCCUUCGCAUAA